Penicillium cinerascens is the source of this 2409-nucleotide messenger RNA. RefSeq lists its product as uncharacterized. The transcript has 2 exons. Lineage: Eukaryota; Fungi; Ascomycota; Eurotiomycetes; Eurotiales; Aspergillaceae. The record is from RefSeq and is a predicted model, not a curated record. The coding region runs from base 1 to 2409 and encodes 802 amino acids.
AUGACUUCGGCUUCUUCACUCGCGUUUCCCACCAUGGAGGUUCCUGUUGUUGAGGACUCGAUGGAGAUGGCCUCUCCCUAUCAAGGCCACAACGAUGACUUCGAUAUCGACCUGGAUAUUAUGGAGGACCAGGUCUCCAAUAUGGAUAGCGACAUGAUGGGUGCAGACGAUUAUCUUACGUCUCAGCCCUCUCUCUUCAAUAACGAUGCAAUAAACGAUGCCGACAUGGUCGACGAACCGUCCGAAGGAUCCAUGGUCGAUGCCGAUGACGUCGUUGAUGAAGAUCACGAUAUUGAAGUCCAGGACGAAGAAGUGACCUAUGAAGCCGAAAUGCAAGAGGGUGGCCAACCUGUAACUGUGGAUGCACCAGUCUUACCCACUAUCCAAGUUGACGUUCCAGCGACUAUCGACGAUCAGACGGUUCAGCCCAUCCAAAAUGCCUCAGAACCCGUCGCCCAACCGGUGAACCAGGAUGGCUUCGGUGGCCCUCCAGAAAUUACUCCUCUUGAGAUGAAAUCUCAAGAACCUGAUCCCCAAGAUUCGGAACCCACCACAACUGAAAAGGUCCAAACUGAGGAACCCCAGCACCAGGAUGUCGAACGGAAGGUGGAGAUUGCUGAAGAAACUAAUGAAGCGGCGAAAAGCAAUGUUCCGACCGCGGAAGGAAAGCUUUCGCAUAGCGAGCCCGCUCCUGUAGAGAGUCUUGAAGCUCCUCCAGCUCAAUCUUCAUCAGCAGAGGCAAAUCAUGAAAUUGGCGAGCAGUCUGAAACUCAUGACCCGCCCCAAAACGAAGGCCAGGGCGCCCACGAUGACGAGUCACUACAUCCGGUGAAAGUUCUUUAUCAAGGCAAUGAGAUUUCCCUCUUCCCGCCUCUCGAAGGCGACUCGGCAGAAACAUUUUUUCUUCACGAUGAAGAUGUUGCCUAUGACAAUGUCGAUAAACUAUUCAGUUCUCUUCGCGAGAUCCUUUUGGAUAAUGUUGCCGAGCAUGAGGUACUUGUUAUUGAUAUCGAUUCCCUUGGUAUUCAAAUAACAGAGGACUCCUCGCACACAUCCAAUAUGACCUUGCAUCAGAUCCUGAAUGUAUACCUUCGACUGUGCCAUAAUGAUGGGAAUGGUGAACCGGAAGCUCUAUAUCUUACCCUAACAACCAAGCCGGCAUGUCACUCGGAGUUGACUGCCCUUGAUGCUGCUGCCAAUGAAGGCAAGGGCCUGUCUCAAAUCCAUGAGUGGGAUGACUAUGAUGAGGCUGGCCCCGUUGAAGAUGAAUUUACAAAUGCCGAAGAGACUACACAGUCCAGUGGGAAUUCCAAGGCCAACGAAACUCGUCAGGAUCAGACAGGCCAUGUUCUUGACGAAGUUACUCAAGACAACGCCCCCUUUGACGGGGGGUCUCACCAAGAGCCGGACGAAACAAAUGAUGCGGAAGAAGAGCAUGCUGAAGCCAGCCAUAAAACUGUUCCUGGUGACUAUGAGGCUGAGCCCGAGACCGUUGUCGAUGAUCAUGAAGACGCCCAGGAAGUAAAAGAAGAUAUCCGCGCGGAAGAGGCCGCAGGUCAUGACAAUGAGGAAGAGGGGCACUACGAUUCCGAGGCUCAAAACACCGAUUCGUCGGCUACUGUCGCUUCAGCUUCUCAUCCAACUGAGCAAAACGAGCAAGCUGAAGAUGGUGAUGCAGGCGCCACUGAAACUUAUGAUUUGGGUAACCAAGACGAAGAGGGCGCUGGUGCCGAAGACCUUGCACAUGAAGAUGCUUCUCGGCAAACGGAAACCUAUAAUAUCGAGGAGCCCGAAGAUUUCCAAAAUGCACACACCGGUGAGCACGCAACCGAGGAAACCGCAGACCAUGCCGAUGAGAACCUCAAUGAACCGAAUGCUGCCCCCGAAGAUGAAGACUCUCUGGCCGAGGAUAUCGAUGACGGUUCCUACGAGCAAUCCGAAUCCACUCUGGAGCCUGCACCGCGGGAGGACGUCGCAACCCAUGAGCGAACACCAGAGCCUGAGGAUGAUUUGCUUGGUAUCGCUGAAGACUUGAUGCAUACUCCUGCCAAGGAUCGCCAGAACGGUCAGCUUGAGCCUACCGAGAGCUUCGAGCAAGAACAACACCCUGAAGACGACCUCGCCACCCCUCCCCCUCCUCUCGUCGAUGAAGAUGGCGCCGAAGAAGACGAUGCCGACAACCAGCAGUCCGGCGACGGUGACGGCGAUAAUGAUUUUGACGACUACUACCCCCCACCUGAUUUGGAGGUCACUGAGGUUACUGAGGCCAUUGAGCUGGGUGAAGAAGAUUCUGCCCUUACUGACUCCCACGCCCUUGACAACGUGUCAACCAAACGGUCCCGUGAGGAAGAAGAUGAGUGGGACAUCUCCGAGACUACGACUCCCGAAAUCAAGCGUCGCCGCUCGUAA